UGCUAUAGAGAGAGAGAGAGAGAGAGAGAGUCGCCUUUUGGUCUAUUAACGGAAUUAACAGUGAUGUAAGUCGACCUUACACUGGAUAUACAGCGCAACUAGAAGUUGUAGUGAAAUACCGGAGUCCCGGGACUUGGUUAUAGGAGACAGCGAUGCGGUAAAGCUUUGACUAAAACCCAAACUUGAUUUCUCCGGGUAACGCGAGACCAGAGCAGCGCAGAUGUUUCGGGUUUAUCUGACUGCUGCACUGUGUUACUGCCUUCAAGGUUCCAGACUGCGUUCUGAUGAAGUUUCUCCACGGAUAGUGCAUCACCCUUCUGAUGUGGUGGUGCGUGUGGGGAAUCCCGCUACACUUUCCUGCCGAGCUGAAGGAACCCCAGAACCAUCCAUCCAGUGGCUCCGCAAUGGCAUCCUCCUGGAGCCUGAAAAGAUGGACGUCCAGUCACGGCCCAUCGUCUUGCCUGAGGGCAGCCUUUUCUUCCUCAGUGUGGCAAAUGGAAAGAAGAGCCAGUCUCAUGAAGCAGUGUAUUCCUGCCUAGCUCGAAACAAUGCAGGCACUGCAAUCAGCAGGAAUGCCUCUCUGUAUAUUGCAGCUCUGAAGGAAGAGUUUCGUGUGCAGCCCAGUGAUGUGGAGGUAGCUGCAGGAGAGAUGGCAGUGAUGAACUGCAGUUCACCUGUUGGUCAUCCCGAACCUAAUAUCACCUGGAAGAAAGACGGCAUCCUUGUCAACACCACGGAUGAACACUAUACUGAGCUCAAUGGGAAGUUGAUAAUAGCUCCAGCGCGGAAGCAGGACUCUGGAAUUUACAUUUGUGUGGCCUCAAACAUUGUUGGUGUCAAAGAAAGCAGGGCAGCCAGAUUAACAGUUUUGGAGAAGCCAGUGUUACUACGUGAACCCCAAGAUGUUUCUGUGAGCUUGGGAGGAUCUGUACAUUUCUUCUGUGAGACUAAAGGUGAUCCGAUGCCCAAGGUGGAGUGGAGCAGAGAGCAGGGGCCUUUACCCAAUGGCAGGUAUUUGAUUAAUCCAGACCAGAGUCUUCAGAUCCAUUAUGUGACAUUACAGGAUGCAGGAAGGUACACUUGUACAGCAGUCAAUGAUGUAGGCGAGUCCAAGGCCAGCGCUGAGCUCUUCGUAGAAGCUACAGAUAGGGGCAGCCAGAAGGAUUUGCAUAAAGAAUUAUCGGCUCUGCGUAUAAGUUUGGAGAACGUCACUGUUCUGAGAACUGCAUCCAACACCUCACUAGUCACAUGGAAGCUUCAGUCAACUUCUCAACCUCUACACUAUCUGGAUGGCUUUGAGGUGUUGUACAGGUCUCUUCUGCCGGCCAGUUCUGAUUGGACGGCACAGAAAGUGGCCUAUCCUGCACUUAAGACCCACAUCGGUCCGCUAAAGAGGGGCUACAAAUACGAGUUUAAAGUCCGGCCUUAUGGAAGUGAACUGUAUGGCAGAGAAAGUAACACAAGACACUUGAGAGUCCCAGAGACUGCUCCCAGUGCUCCUCCUCAGGAUGUGUCUAUAACAAUGCCUACUGAACACAAUGACACGGCCCAGCUAAGCUGGGAGCCUCCGCCUCAUGAGGCUCACAAUGGGAUAAUUCAGGGAUACCAGGUGUGGUGUGUGCAGGAAGAAGAGCAGCAGUAUCUAAACUGGACAGUGGACAGCGGCACACACACACUAGAGAUCAGGCCACUGCAGCCUGGCAGGGUGUACUGGGUCCGAGUGGCAGCGGUAAACGGUGCCGGAGUCGGAGCUCAGACUAGUCCAUACAGACUGGUCAUAGAGUCAAAGCUGGAAUCAGCUCCACACCACAGAACUUCACUGAGCAUGGCAGAUGUGUUGGCAUUAAUGAGAGAGCCAGUGUUUAUUGGAAGUGUUGGCGCCCUCUUGUGGUGUUUAAUGAUGGCCACAGCUGCUUGUCUAUAUUACAAACAUAUCCGACCUGCCAAUGUAAGAGGAGGACAUCACAAAACAGGAUUAUAUAGAAUCGAUAGUGAGGAUCUCAUCAUCAAGCACAGGAUGGCAGCACCUGAUUCUCCAUGGAUGUCAGAAGCAUGGAAGCCGGACUUGACCGGUGAACAGUGCCAAAGCCUGUGGACACAAAAUCCGGAGAAGCCAGAUUUCAGGAAGACCACUCUACCUAUAACAGCAAAAAAAGACUCAUCUGUACCGAUAGUGCCAGACAACUGUGGCGUCUAUGGCACCUUCUACGUGGAUCUGACGGGUAACAACAUGAAAACCUUUAACAGCCCAGGACGAUGCCCCAAAAUGCCACACUGCAACACGCAGCAGCACAACUCUGAGACUAUACGCAUCACUCAGCCUCUUCACCCCAGGUCCUCCGUCACUGAUGAGCGGCAGAUACUGCCUUGGAAACGGACCCUUCCUGCUCAGCCCAAUAUGGGUGUUCGAAAGGAGUCCUGGGAGAAAAACUUCAAACGAGAGCUUCAUGCAGUAAAAAGUGCUCCAUUAGUGCCAAGACACCAACAAGCACUGAUGCUGCGCAACACAUCCAACAUCCAUCAACACAGGCUGAGCCAGAAUUCAGGGGCAGUGACUGAAAAAAUGAAAGUGUUUGGCUCUCCCAGGAUUCUGCAGUAUUCUGCAUCACUGCAUUUGGUGGAUAUGUUGCCCACUCCUCCUCCUCUGCCUACGGAUGACAGUGUCAGCUCUGAGGAGGGGUCCACUCGGUCCACUAAGCUGACAGUGGAUGCCGGCUCGCUUCAGUCUGUGUGUGCAGCGUCGACUGGCUGUCCCUCUCAACACAGUCCUUCCUACAGCCGUCUCUCUGCAACCUCCUUCUGCCUGUCCACUACUGACCAUCAGGACGACACACUGAGCACAAACGCUCAUGAGCAGUACCUCGAGCUCAGUCCUAAUCCACGUAGACACAGCACCCUAAGUGAAAAGUCUCCCUCCUUAUCUCGGCCGUUCUCCCCCACACCCACAUUUGGGUACAUAUAUGGACCGUCUGAGCGUCAGCCGCAAGAUGACAUAGAGGAGGAGCAGGAGGCUCAGGCAGUGGGACUUCAGAGAACAGCACUGAGGGGCACGCCGUCCUCCUGCUGUAGUGACUGGGAGGGCUCGCUGUGGAACGGCUGGGGGUCAGUGUCUGAGGGAAACACGACGAGUGCGAGAACCAGCAUCAUCAGCUCGUCCGAUGGCUCCUUUAUGAACGAUGUGAACUACGCUCGCAUCAUGGCCAUGACAGCAGAGUCGAUGAACGAAACUUUAUCAGAUUUCUCGCCUCCCGGGUCUCCGCUGAGCGUGCUCUUCCCCCCACGGGACUGUUUCGGGGAGGUGGACCCCCUGGCCGUGUGGGAUUGGAGCACAGCCUGGGUGGAGGAAAUGGAGGCCCAGUAUAGAUCCUCCGCGGAGACGCCGCAGAACACGAGAGCCGAGCUGUCACACGAAAACACCUCGCGGAGAUGAUCGUUCGGUCUGCUGCAGGUUGGAUCAAAACCACCGAGGCCGAGUCGUAAUCAGCAAGAGCCAGGGUUUUCCCGGUCUAGAACAAGCUGCUUAUGGUCACACCAUGUUAAAGCUCUGUACAGGAAACUUAGUAUCUCAAACCUUCAAUGUAAAUAAAACACCUUUAUUUAAUAUACAGUGUCAUGAAUGCUGGGAUUUAAUAGCCAUCUAAAUAGCACAGGAAAUUAUUGUACGAGUUUUUUUUAUAUGUUUCUGUUGUUUACUUUUGCGACUUUUUUUUCUUCUUUUUUUUAGAAUUGUGUUUGUGUUUCUGUUGUCUUUGUUAUGGAGAACAGUACAUCAGCCUAAACAUGAACACCAGCUGAGAUUUGUAAGUUUAGAUCUCUUUCCCAUUAGAAUUACUGACCUGAUUACAUUAAAAUGACUUAUACGCUAAAUUAACUUUUUAAAUAUUGUCUUAAGGAAGUUGUUGAACUAAAAUGUUAUAUUUGAUAUAUUUUACUAAUUUCACUGUUCAUUUGAAGCCCUUUUAAUACAAAUAAACUGUG
Messenger RNA from Clarias gariepinus (North African catfish), 3978 nucleotides. RefSeq names its product roundabout, axon guidance receptor, homolog 4 (Drosophila) (gene robo4). Gene Ontology annotation, cellular component: axon; plasma membrane. Gene Ontology annotation, molecular function: protein binding. Lineage: Eukaryota; Metazoa; Chordata; Actinopteri; Siluriformes; Clariidae. Bases 221 to 3430 code for a protein of 1069 amino acids. The record is from RefSeq and is a predicted model, not a curated record. The transcript has 19 exons. Gene Ontology annotation, biological process: cell-cell adhesion; axon guidance.